AUGCGCUGCCCUGUGGCCGAGGACCGGGCCAGCGUCUCCCGGGAGAAGAAGACGUGGCCUGGGGUGACGUUUGGGGUGUGCUCGCUCUCAGCGUUGCCGCCUUCAUGCCGCAGGGAUGGGAGGCCCUCGGCCCGCAUGUUGCUGCUGAAGGGCUUCGGGCAGGAUGGCUUCCGCUUCUUCACCAACCACGAGAGCCGUAAAGGGAAGGAGCUGGACUCCAAUCCCUUUGCUUCCAUCGUCUUUUACUGGGAGCCCCUCAGCCGGCAGGUGCGGAUCGAGGGCUCAGUGAAGCGGCUAUCGGAGGAGGAAUCGGAGCGGUACUUCCACUCCCGCCCCAAGAGCAGCCAGAUUGGGGCUGUCGUGAGCCGGCAGAGCACCGUCAUUCCGGACAGGGAGUAUUUAAGGAAGAAGAACGCGGAGCUGGAGGAGCAGUACAGGGAGACGGCAGUGCCAAAGCCGGCGUACUGGGGGGGCUACAUCCUGCAACCAGACGUUGUGGAGUUCUGGCAGGGCCAAACCAACCGCUUGCAUGACCGCAUCGUCUUCCGGCGCCUGCGGGACGGCUCGGCCCCCCUGGGACACAUGACGCACCGGGGAGAGGGCGGCUGGGUGUUUGAGCGCUUCUCCCCGUGAGGCCGCGAGGGUCUCUGGACAUUUUAGCCCGAUCGGGAGCGUUACCUGUUCCAGCUCUGCCUGUGUGUCCCCCUCUGUGCCCUGGGGAAUGGGGUUGACCUUGCUCUGCCCUUCCUAGGGAAACUCAUGUUGAGUCCAGCCCCAAGGACCCGUGUCUCGCUUUGCGUCUCUCUGAGGUGGCCCUAGAGCCUGUCAGCUUCCCACCUGCCAGCACGAGGGGAGCAAUAGCUCCCAGUGCAGCUGGCAGUUAAUUAAUCAUGUUAAUGAUUGUGGAGGUAUCAUGAGAGACCCCAGAAAAUCGCCUGUCAGGGAACCAUCUGUCCCCUUGUCGUGCCCUGCUACUGGGACCAUAUCAUGCCUCAUUUUUUUUACUAGAAUCAUGUGAUUUGCUUGUUCUGUGCAAUAACGUAUUUAAUUGUGGCUUUAAUGUCACUGCUGCCUUGCUGGUGUUCGCGGCUGGCUGUGUGUGUUGUCACUGGUGUGCCCUAUCUUUGCAGGGUGGUUGGACCCUGCUCCUCAGCCUGGUUGUAGUGGCAGGGCCAGUGGCAAACCGGUGCCUGCAAGCUGGGUGCUGCUCUUUGUCCUCCGCUGGCUAAGUGUACAAGCUUGGAAAAAUAAAGCCCGAUCGGAGCGGA
Messenger RNA from Struthio camelus australis, 1268 nucleotides. The record is from RefSeq and is a predicted model, not a curated record. NCBI's taxonomy places the organism in Eukaryota, Metazoa, Chordata, Aves, Struthioniformes, Struthionidae.